Oryzias melastigma (Indian medaka) is the source of this 1162-nucleotide messenger RNA. RefSeq names its product cilia and flagella associated protein 300 (gene cfap300). The transcript has 7 exons. The coding region runs from base 84 to 860 and encodes 258 amino acids. The record is from RefSeq and is a predicted model, not a curated record. NCBI's taxonomy places the organism in Eukaryota, Metazoa, Chordata, Actinopteri, Beloniformes, Adrianichthyidae.
GACAUUUUUAGUAAGAGCCAGCACUCUUUCUGUGUUUUUUCUCUUCAAUAAUAGUUUUGGCUAGUCUGAAAAAAAUACCAGAAAUGUCCGAGUUCACGUUUAAUUUUAAUCCUCUUCCUGCUAAAAAGUUUUCUUUUCUACAGGACAAAGAAACACUGGGGCUGUUUAUGAAGUGGUCCAUGCUCGGCAGGAUUUCAGCCCAAACCUUCAGUUUCGACCAUCAUUUCCUCCAUUACAACAGGGAAAUGUUUGCUCUGGACUUUUUCAGGGAUCAGGUGGUGGUUUCCAGUCUGAAACACUUGCUGCCUGGAGUCUGGGUACCUCUUGAUAAACCGGUGGUGUCUGUGUGUGUGGAGCCAGUGCCAUGUUCCAGGGUCUCCAUGGAUCUGUUUGAUCCCCUCUACACUUGCGGCAUCCUGAGGCCGUCGGGACUUGUGGUGAAAUGCUUCCACGAGCUUUACCCGGACUACAAUAAACUCCGAAAGCAGAUGUUAAAGGACGAAGAUUCAGAUGAAUACUAUGUGGUUGGACAUGAAGACAGAGCAGAGUUUCUCUUUUGCCUCUUCAAACACCUUUAUCUCGGAGGAGAGCUCUGCCAAUACGAGGACUCCGUCAAUCCUUACAUAAGAACCACAAAGCAAAUAUACAAAGAACUGAUCAGUGUUCAGAAAGAUCCAGAGACAAAGAAGAUCAGUGUUGUCUCCACAGUCCUCAAAGUGUGGGGCUAUGAUGAGUCCGGUCGAUGUUAUCCUGGAACACCAAAGGACGAUCAGACAUUCGCCUACAUGAUCGUGGACCCUCUGAAACGGCACGUCACUUUGUUCUGCCACUUCUACGGAGUAGGAAACCUCUCGUUUUAAGGAGUCGCUUCAUGUAGAAAAAGGAAAACUAUUCCAAUAAGUAACAAAAAGGUCAACUUUUCUACCUUUCUUUAAAAAGUCAGUUUAAAAUGUUUCAUCUUCUUCAGUCGUACGUUCUUAGAAUAAGUGACCACACUCAACAAAAGACACAGCGCAGCAUUUACAGUCCAAAGAACUUUAUUGAAACAAAUAAAUUAAUAAUUUAGUCAUGUGAGCUACUGUUCUCCUCAUCAGAAAUACCUCUGUGUACAUCUUCCAUAGAUCAAAUGUAGGUUUGAUUAAAAAAAAACAAAAAACCCAAA